Molecule: messenger RNA, 1196 nt
Organism: Meloidogyne enterolobii
Lineage: Eukaryota; Metazoa; Nematoda; Chromadorea; Rhabditida; Meloidogynidae
Source: the annotation of a GenBank genome assembly
UUUUGUUUUUAUUUAUUUUGUUUUAAACAGGUUUACAUAUACAAAUUUAUUGAAUGUAUAUUCUGCCAAGAUUUAUUAGAAAUUUUAGUCCUUUCAAACGAAGCUUUUCUCCACAAAUUUUUGAAGCAGUUGUGGAAUCUCAGCAACAACAUCCAGUCGAGCUUCCAAAUGAAGUUACGAAGAUGCUUGGUUCACUGAAAGAUGACAUUCUCGAAUCAUUAAUGGAACGGACAAUGGUGAAUGGAUUGGCAACAUAUACAGACAAUCCAUUUAAAUUUACAAAAGAAUUACGUGAAAUGUCUAGAUAUUAUUUUGACAAGGGAGGAAAAAUGAUUCGGCCUACAAUUUCUUUGCUUAUGAGUGCUGCUUGUAAUCAACAAAUAGCUUCUUCAACAAAUUCUAUAGCUGAUAUUAGUCUAAACCAAUAUAGAAUUGCAAUUGUUGCUGAAAUGAUUCAUAGUGCUACUUUGGUUCAUGACGAUGUAAUUGAUGAAUCCAAUACAAGACGGGGGCAGCCAACGACAAAUGCUCGUUGGGGAAAUAAAAGAGCAAUUCUUAUUGGGGAUUUUAUUCUUGCACGUGCCACAAAAGUUCUUUGCAGCAUUGGACAACCACAAGUAAUUGAAACAAUGGCAGUAAUUGUUGAGGAUUUAGUUAAAGGAGAAUUGUUACAAUUAAACUCUCCACCUCAAUCAAAAAAUGCUCGUUUCAAACAUUAUAUGACAAAAACUUUUUAUAAAACAGGCAGUUUAUUUUCAAAUAGUUGUAAAUCUGCUGCAAUGCUUUCUGGAUGUUCAGAAUCUACCCAACAUUUAGCUAGUGAAUUUGGACGUAAUUUGGGUCUAGCCUUCCAAUUAAUUGAUGACGUCCUUGAUUAUGUUGCCUCCGCAUCCGAACUGGGUAAACCUACAGCUUCUGAUCUUCGUUUGGGAUUAGCAACUUGUCCAGUUCUUUUUGCUGCAGAUGAAUUCCCUGAAUUAGAUCCACUUAUUGAACGGCGAUUCUCCCAGCCUGGAGAUGUUGAAAAAGCACUUGAAUUAGUUAAACGCUCAAAUGGAUUACAAAAUUCUAGAGAAUUGGCAAGGCAACACGGGGAGGCAGCAAUUGAAAAUAUUCGGCAGCUCCUUCCUCAACGUGGUCAAAUACAUGAUUGUCUAGUCAACAGUGUACUUAGACAAUUGGAAAGGCAACGAUAG